Molecule: messenger RNA, 5031 nt
Organism: Macaca mulatta (Rhesus monkey)
Lineage: Eukaryota; Metazoa; Chordata; Mammalia; Primates; Cercopithecidae
Gene: STAT3
Product: signal transducer and activator of transcription 3
Biological process (GO): regulation of DNA-templated transcription; signal transduction
Molecular function (GO): DNA-binding transcription factor activity; DNA binding
Source: RefSeq, a predicted model, not a curated record
UGCAUGACGGCGUGCCCCGGCCAGGCUGGGGCUGGGCGGGGAUUGGCUGAAGGGGCUGUAAUUCAGCGGUUUCCGGAGCUGCGGCGGCGUAGACCGGGAGGGGGAGCCGGGGGUUCCGACGUAGCAGCCGAGGGAACAAGCCCCAACCGGAUCCUGGACAGGCACCCCGGCUCGGCGCUGUCUCUCCCCCUCGGCUCGGAUAAGCCCUCCGGCCUGAGGGAGCCCCGUCGCCCGCCCCCGGCGCACGCGCAGCCCCGGCCUCUCGGCCUCUGCUGGAGAAACAGCAGGAUGGCCCAAUGGAAUCAGCUACAGCAGCUUGACACACGGUACCUGGAGCAGCUCCAUCAGCUCUACAGUGACAGCUUCCCAAUGGAGUUGCGGCAGUUUCUGGCCCCUUGGAUUGAGAGUCAAGAUUGGGCAUAUGCGGCCAGCAAAGAAUCACAUGCCACUUUGGUGUUUCAUAAUCUCCUGGGCGAGAUUGACCAGCAGUAUAGCCGCUUCCUGCAAGAAUCGAAUGUUCUCUAUCAGCACAAUCUACGAAGAAUCAAGCAGUUUCUUCAGAGCAGGUAUCUUGAGAAGCCAAUGGAGAUUGCCCGGAUUGUGGCCCGGUGCCUGUGGGAAGAGUCACGCCUCCUACAGACUGCAGCCACUGCGGCCCAGCAAGGGGGCCAGGCCAACCACCCCACAGCAGCUGUGGUGACGGAGAAGCAGCAGAUGCUGGAGCAGCACCUUCAGGAUGUCCGGAAGAGAGUACAGGAUCUAGAACAGAAAAUGAAAGUGGUAGAGAAUCUCCAGGAUGACUUUGAUUUCAACUAUAAAACCCUCAAGAGUCAAGGAGGUCAAGGAGUUUCUCCUUCCUCCGCAGACAUGCAAGAUCUGAAUGGAAACAACCAGUCAGUGACCAGGCAGAAGAUGCAGCAGCUGGAACAGAUGCUCACUGCGCUGGACCAGAUGCGGAGAAGCAUCGUGAGUGAGCUGGCGGGGCUUUUGUCAGCGAUGGAGUACGUGCAGAAAACUCUCACAGACGAGGAGCUGGCUGACUGGAAGAGGCGGCAACAGAUUGCCUGCAUUGGAGGUCCGCCCAACAUCUGCCUAGAUCGGCUAGAAAACUGGAUAACGUCAUUAGCAGAAUCUCAACUUCAGACCCGUCAACAAAUUAAGAAACUGGAGGAGUUGCAGCAAAAAGUGUCCUACAAAGGGGACCCCAUUGUACAGCACCGGCCGAUGCUGGAGGAGAGAAUCGUGGAGCUGUUCAGAAACUUAAUGAAAAGUGCCUUUGUGGUGGAGCGGCAGCCCUGCAUGCCCAUGCAUCCCGACCGGCCCCUUGUCAUCAAGACCGGCGUCCAGUUCACUACCAAAGUCAGGUUGCUGGUCAAAUUCCCUGAGUUAAAUUAUCAACUUAAAAUUAAAGUGUGCAUUGACAAAGACUCUGGGGAUGUUGCAGCUCUCAGAGGAUCCCGGAAAUUUAACAUUCUGGGCACAAACACCAAAGUGAUGAACAUGGAAGAGUCCAACAACGGCAGCCUCUCUGCAGAAUUCAAACACUUGACCCUGAGGGAGCAGAGAUGUGGGAAUGGGGGCCGAGCCAACUGUGAUGCUUCCCUGAUUGUGACUGAGGAGCUGCACCUGAUCACCUUUGAGACAGAGGUAUAUCACCAAGGCCUCAAGAUUGACCUAGAGACCCACUCCUUGCCAGUUGUGGUGAUCUCCAACAUCUGUCAGAUGCCAAAUGCCUGGGCGUCCAUCCUGUGGUACAACAUGCUGACCAACAACCCCAAGAACGUAAACUUUUUUACCAAGCCCCCAAUCGGAACCUGGGAUCAAGUGGCCGAGGUCCUGAGCUGGCAGUUCUCCUCCACCACCAAGCGAGGACUGAGCAUCGAGCAGCUGACUACACUGGCGGAGAAACUCUUGGGACCUGGCGUGAAUUAUUCAGGGUGUCAGAUCACAUGGGCUAAAUUUUGCAAAGAAAACAUGGCUGGCAAGGGCUUCUCCUUCUGGGUCUGGCUGGACAAUAUCAUUGACCUUGUGAAAAAGUACAUCCUGGCCCUUUGGAAUGAAGGGUACAUCAUGGGCUUUAUCAGUAAGGAGCGGGAGCGGGCCAUCUUGAGCACCAAGCCUCCAGGCACCUUUCUGCUAAGAUUCAGUGAAAGCAGCAAAGAAGGCGGCGUCACUUUCACUUGGGUGGAGAAGGACAUCAGUGGUAAGACCCAGAUCCAGUCCGUGGAACCAUACACCAAGCAGCAGUUGAACAACAUGUCAUUUGCUGAAAUCAUCAUGGGCUAUAAGAUCAUGGAUGCUACCAAUAUUCUGGUGUCUCCGCUGGUCUAUCUCUACCCUGACAUUCCCAAGGAGGAGGCAUUCGGAAAGUAUUGUCGGCCAGAGAGCCAGGAGCAUCCUGAAGCUGACCCAGGUAGCGCCGCCCCAUACCUGAAGACCAAGUUUAUCUGUGUGACACCAACGACCUGCAGCAAUACCAUUGACCUGCCGAUGUCCCCCCGCACUUUAGAUUCAUUGAUGCAGUUUGGAAAUAAUGGUGAAGGUGCUGAACCCUCAGCAGGAGGGCAGUUUGAGUCCCUCACCUUUGACAUGGAGUUGACCUCGGAGUGUGCUACCUCCCCCAUGUGAGGAGCUGAGAACGGAAGCUGCAAAAGAUACGACUGAGGCGCCUACCUGUGUUCCGCCACCCCUCACACAGCCAAACCCCAGAUCACCUGAAACUACUAACUUUGUGGUUCCAGAUUUUUUUUAAUCUCCUACUUCUGCUAUCUUUGAGCAAUCUGGGCACUUUUAAAAAUAGAGAAAUGAGUGAAUGUGGGUGAUCUGCUUUUAUGUAAAUGCAAAUAAGGAUGUGUUCUCUGAGACCCGUGAUCGGGGGAUGUGGCGGGGGGUGGCUAGAGGGAGAAAAAGGAAAUGUCUUGUGUUGUUUUGUUCCCCUGCCCUCCUUUCUCAGCAGCUUUUUGUUAUUGUUGUUGUUGUUCUUAGACAAGUGCCUCCUGGUGCCCGCGGCAUCCUUCUGCCUGUUUCUGUAAGCAAAUGCCACAGGCCACCUGUAGCUACAUACUCCUGGCAUUGCACUUUUUAACCUUGCUGACAUCCAAAUAGAAGAUAGGACUAUCUGAGCCCUAGGUUUCUUUUUAAAUUAAGAAAUAAGAACAAUUAAAGGGCAAAAAACACUGUUUCAGCAUAGCCUUUCUGUAUUUAAGAAACUUCAGCAGCCGGCCGCAGGGACUCACGCCUGUAAUCCCAGCACUUUGGGAGGCCGAGGUGGGUGGAUCAUGAGGUUAGGAGAUCAAGACUGUCCUGGCUAACACGGUGAAACCCCGUCUCUACUAACAGUACAAAAAAUUAGCCGGGCGUGGUGGCGGGUGCCUGUAGUCCCAGCUACUCGGGAGGCUGAGGCAGGAGAAUGGCAUGAACCCAAGAGGCGGAGGUUGCAGUGAGCCAAAAUCACACCACUGCACUCCAACUCAGGCAACAGUGUGAGACUCCAUCUCAAAAAAAAAAGAAAAGAAAAAGAAACUUCAGUUAACAGCCUCCUUGGUGCUUUAAGCAUUCAGCUUCCUUCAGGUUGAUAAUUUAUAUAACCCCUGAAACAGGCUUCAGGUCAAACCCUUAAAAGACAUCUGAAGCUGCAGCCUGGCCUUUGAUGUUGAAAUAGGAAGGUUUAAGGAGAAUCUAAGCAUUUUAGACUUUUUUUUAUAAAUAGACUUCUAUUUUCCUUUGUAAUGUAUUGGUCUUUUAGUGGGUAAGGCUGGGCAGAGGGUGCUUACAACCUUGACUCCCUUUCUCCCUGGACUUGAUCUGCUGUUUCAGAGGCUAGGUUGUUUCUGUGGGUGCCUUAUCAGGGCUGGGAUACUUCUGAUUUGGGCUUCCUUCUUGCCCCACCCUCCCGACCCCAGUUCCCCUGACCCUGCUAGUGGCAUGUCUCCUCCCAUGUCUGAAGGUCCCUCGUCCUGUUUGUUUUAGGAAUCCUGGUCUCAGGACCUCAUGGAAGAAGAGGGGGAGAAAGUUACCAGUUGGAUAUGAUGCAGACUAUGGGGCCCCAGCGACGUGUCUGGUUGAGCUCAGGGAAUAUGGUUCUUAGCCCAGUUUCUUGGUGAUUUCCAGCAGUCAGUUCAGGCAGGGCAAAGGCUUACUGAUAAACUUGAGUCUGCCCUCGUAUGAGGGUUAUAGCUGGCCUCCCUCUGAGGCUGGUGACUCUUCCCUGCUGGGGCCCCACAGGUGAGACAGAACAGGUAGAGGGCCUCCCUGUCUGCCCGCCUUGGCCAGCUAGCUUGCCUCUCCUGUGCGUAUGGGAACACCUAGCACGUGCUGGGUGGGCUGCCUCUGACCCAGAGGCAUGGCCGAAUUUGGCGACUCAAAACCACCUUGCCUCAGCUGAUCAGAGUUUCUGUAGAAUUCUGAUUGUUAGAUCAAAUUAGCUGGUCUCUGAAUUAAGUGGGAGAGGACCUUCUCUAAGAUGAACCGGGUUCGCCCCAGUCCUCCUGCCUGGAGACAGUUGAUGUGUCUUGCAGAGCUCUCGCUUCUCCAGCAACACUCUUCAGUACAUAAUAAGCUUAACUGAUAAACAGAGAGAAUAUUUAGGAAGGUGAGUCUUGGGCUUACCAUUGGGUUUAAAUCAUAGGGACCUCGGGAAAGGGUUCGGGCUUCUCUGGAGCAGAUAUUAUGAAGUUCAUGGCCUUAGGUAGCAUGUGUAUCUGGUCUUAACUCUGAUUGUAGCAAAAGUUCUGAGAGGAGCUGAGCCUUGUUCUGGCCCCUUAAAGAACAGGGUCCUCAGGCCCUGCCCGCUUCCUGUCCACUGCCCUCCUGCCCGUCCCCAGCCCAGCUGAGGGAAUCCCGUGGGUUGCUUACCUACCUAUAAGGUGGUUUAUAAGCUGCUGUCCUGGCCACUGCAUUCAAAUUCCAAUGUGUACUUCAUAGUGUAAAAAUUUAUAUUAUUGUGGGGUUUUUUGUCUUUUUUUUUUUUUUUUUUGGUAUAUUGCUGUAUCUACUUUAACUUCCAGAAAUAAACGUUAUAUAGGAACCGUC